UUUCAGUGAUAUGAGAUGAGAGGGCAUGAACCAUCCCACCAUUUUCACAUUUCGGGGCAAUUCGAAGUUCCAGUAUCCAUGCAAAUCCAUCAUCCUCGAAGUCAAUAAUUUAUUUCAUUACAUGGAUUCCCUUUCCUAUAGAAUAAUUGUUCAUCUCGUGUCACUAUCUCCUACUAUGUAUAAAUUAAGGCUUCCCAGUUUCUAUUAUCUAAUUCUUCUUGGUUGCGCAGUUUUAGGAUCUGCAACUUCUCCAUUUCCUUUUGCUAGUUCCUUCUCCCUCCUUUUUCUGUAACUGUUCGAUUCUGUUUUGGAUUGAGAAGAGGAACCAGGAGGGUUUGAAACCCAUUACUUAUAUUAAGAAUAGAGUUGUAAAACUGGUAAGUUGUAAUGGAUUCUGCAACCUUGGGGAUGAUAGCUUCUUCGUCUUGCUUCUCCAUAAUACCCAACCAUAAAUCGUCUCCUUUCAGGACUUACAGGCACUUGCAGGACAAGAUAUCAUUCCGCAGAUCCCUGCGGCUUAAAGUUAAAUGCGUUCAUACCCCCAAUCCCAUUUCAUCUUCUUCCUCGUCCUCUUCUCCUCUCAAGUUCGAUGCUAAUACUCAAAACCCUAGUUCAUCUGUUUCCUGCUCCGCUGUGACAGAGGCUUCGUUGGGAACCUCUGAGCUUGCCGUCCACAAGCUUCAACGUCUUGUUUCAGAGUUUCAAUCUCUACCCGAGCCCAUUGAUCGCGUCAAACGUCUCUUGCAUUAUGCGACGCUUCUCCCUCUGUUUCACGAGUCUCGGCGUUUACCGACCAAUCGAGUUAUGGGAUGCACUGCUCAGGUGUGGCUGGACGCCAGUUUGGAUGAGUGUGGGAGGAUGAGGUUCUCUGCGGAUAGUGAUUCAGAGAUCACCAAAGGGUUCUGCUCUUGCUUGAUUUGGGUUCUCGAUGGGGCAUUCCCGGAGGAAGUACUGGGUAUGAAGACAGAGGAUUUGGCUGCCCUCAAUGUUGGGCUGCCUGGUCGUGCUCAUUCAAGGGUGAAUACGUGGCAUAACGUAUUGAUCAGCAUGCAGAAGAGGACCAAAGCUCUUGUUGCCGAGAGGGAGGGUAAGCCUACUCUGGAUCCUUUCCCAUCUCUGGUUAUCACCCAGGACGGUAUCCGGGCCAAAGGAAGCUAUGCUGAAGCUCAGGCGAAGUUUUUGUUCCCUGAUGAGUUAAAGAUUAAAGAACUCGUCAAUGUGCUAAAGGAGAAGAAAAUUGGUGUGGUUGCCCAUUUUUACAUGGACCCGGAGGUUCAAGGUGUCCUGACUGCUGCACAGAGGCAGUGGCCUCACAUCCAUAUAUCUGAUUCAUUGGUUAUGGCAGAUAUGGCUGUUAAGAUGGCUGAAGCUGGAUGCCAGUUUAUCACAGUGCUUGGUGUAGACUUCAUGUCAGAAAAUGUGCGUGCAAUCCUUGAUCAGGCUGGCUUUAGAGAGGUUGGUGUGUAUAGAAUGUCAAAUGAACGCAUUGGUUGCUCUUUGGCUGAUGCUGCAGCUAAUCCUGCUUAUAUGAGUUUUCUUAACUUAGCAUCUACAGCACCUCCUUCUUUGCAUGUUAUCUACAUUAACACCUCACUGGAGACAAAAGCUCAAGCCCAUGAACUUGUGCCAACGAUUACCUGCACUUCUUCAAAUGUUGUGCAAACUAUUCUGCAGGCAUUUGCUCAGAUACCAAAUUUACAUAUAUGGUAUGGUCCUGAUUCCUACAUGGGUGCAAACAUUGCAGAAUUGUUUCGGCAGAUGGCGAGCAUGACAAAUGAAGAGAUUGCUGAGAUACAUCCGGAGCAUGAUAGAAACUCCAUAAGAUCAUUGUUGUCUCACCUGCACUAUUACCAGGAUGGGACAUGCAUUGUACAUGACCUAUUUGGACAUGAAAUCGUGGAGAAAAUACAGGAAAUGUACUGUGAUGCAUUCCUAACAGCUCAUUUUGAAGUCCCAGGGGAAAUGUUUUCCCUGGCAAUGGAAGCAAAGAGAAGAGGAAUGGGAGUGGUUGGUUCCACCCAAAAUAUAUUAGAUUUCAUCAAACUAAGGGUCCAAGAGGCUUUGCACAGAAAUGUUGAUGAAAACCUUCAGUUUGUGUUAGGAACAGAAUCAGGGAUGAUUACUUCAAUUGUUGCAUCUGUACGCAAACUAUUAUGUUCUGUUGAUUCCCCUGGGAGGGCGAAACUUAACAUUGAGAUCGUCUUUCCAGUCUCAACAGACUCGUUGUCAAGAACAUCAAAAGAUCCACCAGCAGGCCUUAAUGCUGCUGACAUGAAUAACUUAGCUGAUCUCUCGGUUAUUCCUGGAGUAACAAGUGGAGAGGGAUGCUCCAUUCAUGGAGGCUGUGCUUCUUGUCCAUACAUGAAGAUGAAUUCUCUCAGUUCACUGUUAAGAGUAUGCCACCAGCUACCUGAUGAUAAAAAUGCAAUUUCACCCUAUGAAGCUGGACGAUUCAACUCAAGAACCCUACUUGGAAAAUCAGUUGCAGAAGUUGGAUGUGAGCCAAUUUUGCACAUGAGACACUUCCAGGCAACAAGAAAAUUGCCAGAAAAGCUUGUUCAUCAGAUCGUACAUCCAUCGGGAAAUGGGUUGCUACCAUGCUAACGGUUCAAAUAAGUUUUCAGAAUACUGAAAGUUUCAGUUCCUGAUGUUUUCAACUUCUGAUGCACGCAAAGGCAAGGAGCACUGACCUGGGUUAUGGAGUUGAGAGGAUCUUUGCCCAUCAAGCAAAGUUAAUUCAGAAUAUUUCUUUUGUUCGUUUAGCUUCCAAUAAAUAUGUUAUAUCCUCGGAUUUUCAUUUCUUUAUUUCUUCUUUUGAAAGAGGGGGGUUGUUUGAAGGAACCAGGGUUGGAUGGUUGCCUUCUGCCCUAUAUGCUUUUUCUUUAGAUUGCCCCUCAAAUUAUAGUGUUACACAUAAUUUUAGAAGAUAAUUUAUUGGUUUCUGCACAAAGGGAUAGAACAAAAUUGAUCUUUUUAAUUCCAAAUGCUAGGUUGUUCUUGAUCGGCUCGAUUAUGAAGUUUUGUUUUGUUU
Molecule: messenger RNA, 3031 nt
Organism: Macadamia integrifolia
Lineage: Eukaryota; Viridiplantae; Streptophyta; Magnoliopsida; Proteales; Proteaceae
Product: quinolinate synthase, chloroplastic-like
Exons: 7
Coding region: 388-2604 (738 amino acids)
Biological process (GO): 'de novo' NAD+ biosynthetic process from L-aspartate
Cellular component (GO): chloroplast
Molecular function (GO): 4 iron, 4 sulfur cluster binding; quinolinate synthetase A activity
Source: RefSeq, a predicted model, not a curated record